Molecule: messenger RNA, 917 nt
Organism: Prunus mume (Japanese apricot)
Lineage: Eukaryota; Viridiplantae; Streptophyta; Magnoliopsida; Rosales; Rosaceae
Product: myb-related protein 315-like
Source: RefSeq, a predicted model, not a curated record
GCGGAGUUUGCCAAAAAUGGGAAGACAACCUUGUUGUGACAAGGUCGGAUUGAAACGAGGUCCAUGGACAAUUGAGGAAGAUCACAAACUCAUGAACUUUAUUCUCAACAAUGGUAUCCAUUGCUGGCGAAUGGUUCCUAAGCUUGCAGGAUUGCUUAGAUGUGGGAAAAGCUGCAGAUUAAGAUGGAUCAAUUAUUUAAGGCCAGACCUCAAAAGAGGUUCUUUUACAGAAACAGAAGAGAAUCAAAUCAUUCAACUCCAUUCAUGUAUUGGCAACAGGUGGUCUAAGAUUGCUUCCCAUUUUCCUGGUCGCACAGAUAAUGAAAUCAAGAACCAUUGGAAUACCAGAAUCAAGAAGAGGUUAAAGCACCUUGGUGUAGACCCUUUGACCCACAAGCCCAUUGAGCAGAAAGAAAACAUUGAAGAAAAUAAACAGACAAUUACUCGAGAAGAUUCAAGUUCAUCAAUAUCACAAGGACAAGAAGAGUCACAAGACAGUGGCUUGGAGGCUAAGCUACAGCAGGAUGGUAAUGGCAAUAGAGGGUUUCCAGAAUUCAAUGACAAAUUGCAAAAUGUACCAGAGUUAGCAGGUUUCGAUGAGACGAACGAUCUUUUGAAAAAUUACGAAAUGUUUUGUGGAAGCUUGGAUUUGGGAACAUUCCUGUUGAACCAAGGAACCAAUAUCAACAACACCAGCACUUCAAAUUCAUAUAGCACUUCUUCAUUCUCUGUGGAAGAGUCUAACAACCCUUCAAUUUCGAUAGGCGAAUCAAUUCAAGAACACUCUCUACAGAAAUGGAUGGACAGUGUGGAUUCAAUGCUCUCAUGGGAUGGCUUCAAUAAUCUGGAACAAGACCUUUUCUUCUUUUGAAAAGUUCCAUUCAUUGAAAAUUAUUAAGUGCCUUUGAGUUAAAUCA